Molecule: messenger RNA, 2862 nt
Organism: Klebsormidium nitens
Lineage: Eukaryota; Viridiplantae; Streptophyta; Klebsormidiophyceae; Klebsormidiales; Klebsormidiaceae
Source: the annotation of a GenBank genome assembly
AUGGGUAUGACGAGACAAAAGUCGGAUAAGGGACUUGAUGUCGUUAAGUUGCUUUCUCGGGGGUAUAAAAGCUUCGGGAGGCACACCCAGCAGUCUCAUUCUUUGGAUCUCUCGAGACUGAACGGCGUGGCCGUGGCAGCGUUCGAUCCGUCGGCAAACAUGUUUGUGGUCAAGCGCAGUGGUGGCAAGGAGCUGAUGAGCUUCGACAAGAUCUCCGAGAGGCUCAUCAAGCUGUCGGAAGAUCCGUUCCAGCCGUACCCCCGUCGGUCCCGAGAGUCGAGAGACUGCGACGACCCUCUGUGCACCGGUGCACCGUUGAAGGGGGUGAACCCGCACAAGGUCGCGCAGAAGGUAUGCGCCGGGAUCUACGACGGCAUCACCACGGUGGAGCUCGACAAGCUGGCUUCCGAGGAGGCGGCGGCCAUGCAGAGCCUCCAUCCAGAGUACGGCGUCUUGGCCUCGCGAAUCGUCGUGAGCAACCUGCACAAGACGACGCCGUCUACCUUCGGGGGGUCCCCGUACCCCCGUCGGUCCCGAGAGUCGAGAGACUGCGUCGUGGACGACGACCCUCUGUGCACGGGUGCACCGUUGAAGGGGGUGAACCCGCACAAGGUCGCGCAGAAGGUCUGCGCCGGGAUCUACGAUGGCAUCACCACGGUGGAGCUCGACAAGCUGGCUUCCGAGGAGGCGGCGGCCAUGCAGAGCCUCCAUCCAGAGUACGGCGUCUUGGCCUCGCGAAUCGUCGUGAGCAACCUGCACAAGACGACGACGUCUACCUUCGGGGGGUCCGUGAGGGAGUUGGAGGGGAGGCUCGACGCGCGCUUCUACGCCAUGCUGACCGAGGAGGAGGCGCUCCUGGAGGUGCUGGAGGAGGCGAUCGACUACACCAGGGACUACAACUACGACUACUUUGGGAUCAAGACGCUCGAGAAGAUGUACCUCCUGAAGGCCCAGGGCGGCGUGAUCCGGGAGCGUCCUCAGCACAUGCUGAUGCGGGUCGCGGCUUGGAUCAACAGCGCGCGCGGCGAGUUGCUGAAUCUGAAGAAGACGCUCGAGACGUACGGGCUGAUGUCCGACCGUUUUUACACGCACGCAACGCCAACGUUAUUCAAUGCGGGCACGCGGAUGCCUCAGCUCUCGUCUUGCAUGCUGUUGAAUCAGAUCGACACGGCCGAGCGAGACAGCAUCGACGGCAUGUACGACCUGGUCAAGCACGUGGCGCAGAUCAGCAAGAUGGCGGGGGGUAUCGGGACGAACUGCAGCCUCGUGCGCGCCAAGGGCAGCUACAUCAGGGGCAGCGGGGGCACCUCCAAGGGGCUCGUGCCCUUCCUGCGCGUCUUGAACGAGACGGCUCGUCACGUGGACCAGGCGGGGGUGCGCAAGGGCGCGGUGGCGGUCUUCAUGGAGCCCUGGCACGGCGACAUCGUGGAGUUCUUGGACAUCCGCAAGAACGCGGGCAAGGAGGAGGCGAGAGCGAGGGACCUGUUCACGGCGCUUUGGGUGCCCGACGAGUUCUUCCGGAGGGUGCUGGCGGACGAGGACUGGUCGCUCAUGUGCCCUAACGAGGCGCAGGGGCUCAGCGACGCGUGCGGUGACGACUUCGUGCGGCUGUACCGAGAGUACGAGGAGCGAGGCAUCGCCCGGCGCAAGAUGAAGGCGCGUCAGCUGUGGGACUUGAUCCUGCGGUCCAUGAUCGAGACCGGGACGCCCUACAUCUCCGCCAAGGACGCCGUGAACGCGAAGAGUGGCCAGAAGAAUCUGGGGACCAUCAAGAACUCGAACCUGUGCAACGAGGUGACGCUCUACUCCGAUGCGGAGGAGACGGCGGUGUGCGUGCUUGCGUCGGUGGCGCUGAGCAGGUUCGUGAAGUACGAGGACGGCCCCGGAUCGCCCGCGUACAUGGACUACGCGGAGCUCCACUCGGUCACGAUGGCCGUGGCCAAGAACCUGGACCGGGUGAUCGACACCACAAUCUACCCGACGCAUGAGUGCGAAGCGAGCAGCAAGCGGCACCGCCCGAUCGGCAUCGGCGUCCAGGGCUUCUGCGACGUGCUGUAUGCGCUGCGGCUGCCGUUCGAGUCCUCGGGCGCGAGGGAGGUCAACGUGCGGAUCUUCGAGACUAUGUAUCAUGCAGCCGUGCUGGCCAGCGUGGAGCUCGCCGAGGUCUACGGCCCUUACUCGUCGUUUGCCGGCUCCCCCGCCAGUGAGGGCAAGCUGCAGUUCGACCUGUGGGGCGUGGAGCCCGGCGCGUCGGAGUACGACUGGGUGAGGCUGAGGGAGAGGGUGAAGGAGAGUGGGCUGCGCAACAGCACGUCGAUGGCGCUCAUGCCCACCGCCAGCACCUCGCAGCUCCUGCAGAACACGGAGUCAUUCGAGCUGCCCACGUCGUUCAUGUACAGCCGGAGGACUCUGUCCGGGGAGUUCAUGGUCAUCAAUCGCUGGUUGCUGCGCGACCUCGUCCGGUCCCGCCUCUGGACUCCGGACCUGAAGCAGGAGCUGGUCCGGGACGAGGGCUCCGUUCAGGGCAUCGAGCGCAUCCCCUCGAGCCUGCGGUCUCUCUACAAGACGACGUGGGAGGUACCGAUGAAGGCAUACAUCGACAUGAUGCGGGACAGGGCGCCAUUCGUGUGCCAGAGCGCGAGCCUGAACCUCUACCAGAGGGAGCCCAACCUGAAGAAGCUCAGCAACAUGCUCAUAUACGGAUGGAAGCAGGGGCUGAAGACGGUGUGCUAUUACAUGAGGACCCGCCCGGCGUCGACUGCGACCAAGUUCACCGUGGAGAGCGACAAGGGCACCGCGGAUGCGGAUGCGGACGCGCCCGCAUGUAGUAUGGAGGAAGGAUGCGUUUCGUGCUCGUCUUAG